Messenger RNA from Camarhynchus parvulus, 5608 nucleotides. It is a transcript of the gene MARCHF1, whose product is annotated as membrane associated ring-CH-type finger 1. The record is from RefSeq and is a predicted model, not a curated record. Gene Ontology annotation, molecular function: zinc ion binding; MHC protein binding; ubiquitin protein ligase activity. Gene Ontology annotation, cellular component: lysosome; cytoplasm; early endosome membrane. Lineage: Eukaryota; Metazoa; Chordata; Aves; Passeriformes; Thraupidae. Gene Ontology annotation, biological process: immune response; antigen processing and presentation of peptide antigen via MHC class II; protein polyubiquitination. The transcript is spliced from 8 exons. Bases 436 to 1335 code for a protein of 299 amino acids.
GGGCCGGCAGGCGGCUGGCUCCCUGCGGCACCCGGGCUCGCCCCGACACCGGUGAGAGCGGGGGCGGCUCCGCACCUGCGGGGUCCCGGCGGGGACGGGUGCUGCCCUUUUUUUUUUUUAAAUAAUUUCUUUUUUUUUUUUCGAUGGAUUUGGUUUGGUUGUUCGUUUGGUUUGUUUGUUGAUUUUUUUUUUGUUCGUUCUUGUUGUUUCGGGGUUUUUCGCGGGAGAAGCGCAUCGCGGGAGACGGCGCUGCUGCCGCCGUCCCCUCGGCCGGUGCCGGCUGCGGACACUGGGGGAAGGUUCCCGGCAGCUCCGUGGGGCUGGCGCUUGGACAGCAGCAGCCCCGGCUAGCCCGGUCUCUCAGGGGCGAUUUCACACCCUCCUUCACUUGGCACCACCCUAAAUGUCGCUUUAACGAUCAGGGAUUUCCGAGAAAUGAACCCAGGAAGUAAUGUGAAAGGUCAUGUGAAACUCUGUCAUAGCAGAAAUUUUCUAAAAGAACGCUUUACCUAUGCUAAGCUCCAUGGAAAAGUAACAGACAAAAGAACCUUCUGCCAGACUCUUGAUUCCUUGAAUGACAAAUCUCCAGGGCGUUCCACAAGUCGAUCAAGUAAUAUUUCAAAGGCAAGCAGUCCUACAACAGGAACAGCUCCCAGGAGUCAAUCUCGGUUGUCUGUCUGCCCCUCCACUCAGGACAUUUGUAGGAUCUGUCACUGUGAGGGAGAUGAUGAAAGCCCCCUCAUCACGCCGUGCCGCUGCACGGGCACCCUGCGCUUUGUGCACCAGGCCUGCCUGCACCAGUGGAUCAAGAGCUCGGACACGCGCUGCUGCGAGCUCUGCAAGUACGACUUCAUCAUGGAGACCAAGCUCAAGCCCCUCCGCAAGUGGGAGAAAUUACAGAUGACAACAAGUGAGAGGAGAAAAAUUGUGUGUUCAGUCACAUUCCAUAUAAUUGCAAUUACCUGUGUUGUUUGGUCAUUGUAUGUUUUAAUUGACAGAACUGCUGAAGAAAUUAAACAAGGCAAUGAUAAUGGUGUCCUCGAAUGGCCGUUUUGGACAAAACUCGUUGUGGUGGCCAUUGGAUUCACAGGAGGCCUGGUCUUCAUGUAUGUGCAGUGUAAGGUUUACGUCCAGCUGUGGCGCAGGUUGAAAGCCUACAACAGAGUGAUCUUUGUUCAGAACUGCCCAGACACCAUCAAAAAACUGGAGGAGAAAAGCUCUCCGUGCACUCAGCCCUCGGAGCUGAAGGACGCGGUGGUGGUGCCAGUAGCACAGACAGGUACAAACUCUCAGCCGGCAGCGGAAGAGGCGACGUCGGAGGUCAUGCCAGUUUGACACGGACAGCACUGCUUCUUCCUCGCAGAGUAAGCUGUAGUGUCUGCUACACUACAAAUGCUACAAGAAAGUAGAAAUGACUGUGCAUUUUUUCAGUUAAAGAAGACUCCAACCAAACGACAAAAAAAUUACCCCAUACAAAAACCAAAACUGUACAAGGAAAAUGGAUCCAGCGAAGCAACUUGUUACUGUAAGGAAUGUGGCCGUUCGUGAUGUAAUUUCGCAACUAGUCAGCAAGUGUAGUGAAAGUGGAAGUGUACAAAGUGCAAUAGAGAACAGGUUUAAUAGACAAUGCCAAACCUAUUUAACAAUGUACUUUUGGUCUUUUUUCCUAACUGGGCUGGCUGGGAAAGUAGAAAACAGAAGUGAUACAAUGAUUUUGUUUACAGAAGACACAAACCCUUUCAUCUGUUUAUUACUAGAAGUUGUUUUUGCUAUUUACCUUUUCAAAGAUACACUUCAAAGGGUACCAAUCCAAGUAAUAUGAUUAACAGAAUCAAAGUACAGAGAGUUGUAUUGCAGCACUCCCUCUCUAAGCCUCAUACGGUAACACCUUCAUGUGACUGUAGUUGAGCCUCAAUGUUUGGGCAGCUGUGUCAACUAUGGAUAUUUGAACCAGUUGUUUUUAACUGUGGCUGGAUUUUUGAAAAGUAAGCAGUUCCAAUCAGUAUAAACUCACAUCUCCAUAAGCUGCAGAUAGUUUUUUUUUUAAAUAUCAGGGAAGUAAGGAAGGAGACAAUAUGUAGAUGUGCAUUUAGAAUAGCAGCUCCACUGUUUAUUCUACUUUAUAGGAGUGAAUUAGGCAUAAAUUGGAUACACAAGGUAUUGAGGCAGAAUUGUAAAUGAAAAAAAAAAGCAGUUUACUGCAGUAUUACACAGAAGUAAAUUUUCUGUUAUCAAAGGUCUGAAAAGGGUGACAUUCUGAAGAUGGAAGCUACUUUUGGUUUUAUUUUUUAAGAUUCAUGAUACAGAAAGGUAGAUGUAAUAGAACAUACCUACCUACAUAUCUUAAGAAAACAUUAGUUUUUAUCUCCUUGUUCUAAAAAGCUAGUUUUUAUCUUCCUGACUGAAAAAAACAGAUCAAUGGUUUCCUUCUGUACAGGUAAACUUAAGGUGUUAGAAAUUCAACAGUUCAGUUGUUAAUUUUGUGUUUUGAGCACUGGCAUAUAAAAAUGAAGUGUGAAUAGCAUUAAAAGGUGCAGUAGAUAAAUGAAUGUAGAUAUAAUCCUAUGUCCAACAGGGUGAAUUAUGUAUAAGGAACCAAUUUUGUGAUUCACUUUGCAAAACUGUGGUGUUUACUAUAAGGACACAAGAGCAAGUAUUGACUCGGAGUAGUUAUGUACUGGUGUGCACAAGUCUGGGGCCUGAACAUAAUGUGCAUUUUAAAAAGAAGUUGAAAGUUCUUUUUUAAAUCUUGUAUUUAGUAAAGGAGGAAAAGCAAAAAAGGAAAUAAAGAACCAGAGUAAUGAGGACAGGAGAGUAGAGAUUCACUUAAAGGAGGGGGUAUCUGCCACAAUUACAAGUGAACUGGAGUUCUACCGAAGCCUUGAAGUUUCUACUGGAAAAUUUUCUCUUUGUAUAUUCAAAUAUUUACAGUGAAAUAACAGACUCAGCCCAUUCUUGCAAAUACCCAGGCUUUUGGGCCUAAGAUGUAUUGGAAUUUAAAUACUAGGUAUUCCUUUGUGAAUGUUUACUGGCUUAAGGCUCAGGGAAUACUAGCAGUGUUAGCAAGAAAUGUGUCUUCAAUCAGAUCAUUAUAUUCUUUUGUACUGGAAUUGCUCUUGUAAUUUGGCUGUGACUAAGUGAUGGUUAUCUGGCUUAAACAGGACACAAAAUCUUGGUGCUUUAAUGGGUCCUUAAUAUAUGUCAAUAUUUGCUGUCAGUUACUCCAGGUGAGUUGGAUUAAUGUUGAAGUUUUUUCAUGUAAUGGCACACACUUUUUAUAUAAAAUAAUUUCCCAACUAUACAACUGCAACUUCUAAUUGUAGCAGCUUCUUAUUUGAAAUGACAUACAAGAGAACCAAAUCAUUUCUCCAUUUAAAAUUGUGGAGGAGAUUUCAGAAGGUCUUCAGAGCAUGACGACAGGACUAAGGAAUGUCUAGUAACUGCACAUGCUUAAGAUAGUCUGCAAUGGCAUGGUUUUCAAAAAGCUACUUGUUAAAAGGUAACUCUCAUGAUAGCUGACAUCAGACGCAUAAAAUUACUAACUGCAUCUGAAUGUUUGGAAGGAUGUUUACAAUAAACCUCAGUAAAAUUUACUGACAAGGAACAUUAUUAUGAAAGAUAAUUAAGAGCUUUCUGAAAUAAUAGUUCUUACUUCUUACUUUCAUUUAUUACUUAAGUGAAAGUAACCCUGCUUCUUUAGCCAGCUUGUUCUUUGACUGCAGUAGCAUCAUGACCCAUUGAAAGUACUUUAUCCUCUAUUUUGUCAGCUUACUGGAGAGUAAUUUGCAUUGGAUUUUUUUCCUUGAAGAAGUAUAAAAUUCACCUAGAAGAAGAAAAUACCUGAAGAUUCUGAAAGCAGAACUGUAGCAUCCAACAAGAUUUUACAUUUUUUAAAAACACACUGAAGAGUCAGCAACAGAAAAGACAAUGUGAAAACUUUUAUACCAAUGCCUUCAACUUCAAACACUGUUCUGGCACUCAACCAUAUAUGCAACUGAGUUUACAGUUAAUUAAAUAAUAGAAAGCAGAAAGACUUCAGUUGAAACUCCUCCUCUCCCUUGGAAAUACUGAAUGUGGACAGCAGGAAAAGGAGUAAAAUGGGACACUGUCUGCUGAGGUGGACAAUGAGAAGUCACCAGCAAGAGAGAUUUCAGCUGGCUUGAAGCAGCCUUUAACCUUUUAAAGCAUUACAGUGUUAACCUGUGCAUCCCUUUCUCUUCUUAGAUGCACUGGAUUUUCUAGAGCUUUCAGGAAUUUCGUGCAGUAUUGGAAUUAGUUUCUGAAGCAGGGUGCAACCUCUUCAAGAGGGCAAGGAGCUAUUCACACCACCAUGCCUUGAAUUCCGGUCUUCAGUAAUAAGGAAAGUAUAAGGAUAGAGAAACUAGACAGAUCCUUAUGAACCAAUACUUUUUCAUUCCCAAACAAAGUACAAUUUUCUGUAUUAAUUUAUUUACCACAGUAUUCUAUCCUGGAAAAAAAAACCCACCAAAACCACACAACUAGGCAGAACAGUAUACUGAAGGUUUUAAGAUUAAGUCUAAAGACUUUUUAAUGAAGAUACCAUCUCAAAUAAAGAACCAUAUCAAACUCCUAUGUAGCCACAGUGCAGCUCUGGCAAAUAUGCUGACAGUGGAAUUUGGCCUGGCUAAACCCACAAGGGCAGAACCUGGCUCUGUGCUGCCAUUAGCAAGAACAGCUUGUUCAACCUAAGUUUUAAUAAAGGUAGGUAGAAGUAAUUUGGUGUCAGGUCAGAUCUGGAAGUUUGAUCAAGAUAUUCCUGUAUUCACUCCUGUGAACAUGCACAUUUCUUUUCCUGUGUUUAAGUUACAAGCAUUAUAAUGUUUAUUUCAAAUUGGCAUAAACAUACCACUUUUGACUAUCAGUAGCAUUACAAAGAUUCUUGACUAGUCCAACUGUGCCAUUCACACACUGCUCUAUCUGAAGGUAGUGUUUAUUUUUGUUGUGUAGAAAAAAUAACUCCCCAUCUCCAGAACAAACAGUUUAUAAUUUCCAAUAAUGCAAUGAAACUUACUCUGAUGAAAGUAUUUUACUGUGUAUAAUAUUCGGAACUACAAGUUUGUGUUAUUUGUUUAACUCCCUCUCUUUUGCAAAAGAAAAAGUGUAUGUUUUUGUGGGUGAAUGUGUACUGGAAGACAGAAGGUAAGGGAAACAAAAGUAAUGUAUCUGCUUAAUGUUGUGAAAAAAUGUAUUUGUAUUAAACAAAUUACUCAAAGUACUGCAGUAUUCUACAUUUGUCACCUUGUUACCUAGAGCAUCACAUGGUGAACAUGGAUUGGCAAGACCACACUCUUGCAAGAAAGGUGAACAAUAUAACUCAGUUGCGUACUUAAUACUGAUAAACCUGCUAACUUGCAAGGGACUACUUCUGGGUACCCCACCUUGGCAGAAUGCUCAGGAAAAUACCUAAUAGUGCAAAAACAUUGAAAAGACUUACAGUUGCUUAACUUGCAGGCUUCAACCCUAUAAAGAAGCCUAGAAAGCAACUGGUUUUGCAUCCAUAGAAUAAUGGACAACUAGUAUGGGGUUUCAACUCCAGGGAGGUAAGAGGACAAAAGCUGCCUAAGGAAAGCAGUGCCUUGGUACAAAC